Molecule: messenger RNA, 381 nt
Organism: Trichophyton rubrum CBS 118892
Lineage: Eukaryota; Fungi; Ascomycota; Eurotiomycetes; Onygenales; Arthrodermataceae
Exons: 1
Coding region: 1-381 (126 amino acids)
Source: RefSeq, a predicted model, not a curated record
AUGGCCCAUGAAAUCGAGCUGCCACGAUGGACAGCGGUCCAGCGUCUAUCAUCGCCGUGGUCUGGAACGACGCCCUCACGACUGCACACGUCGUUGGGGUCAAAGUCAAACACCAUGCGCUGGUGCGGCGGGCCUCGACCAGCCUCAGCGGCCUUGAUCCAGGAGGUCUCGCAGCCCCGGGCAAUGGCGAUCGGGGACUUGCUGCCGGUGAUAAUCGAUAUGUCACGUAGCAUCGCCACCGUCCAGGCUCGCUGCGCCGGAUCGACGUACUGUACGGCCGCGAAGAAGAGACAGACGGUGAGCUCGUGCAGCACCCCGGCGAUGGUAACAUUUAGAUUCGAGCUGGCACCCGCAGGCGGGCAAGAAGAAGGGUACGCAUAG